Molecule: messenger RNA, 981 nt
Organism: Peronospora belbahrii
Lineage: Eukaryota; Oomycota; Peronosporomycetes; Peronosporales; Peronosporaceae
Source: the annotation of a GenBank genome assembly
AUGGUCUACCGCUGUGUCCUGUUAACGUCGUCCGCUGCGCUGCGCCGUCGUUCGUUGACUCGAUUCUAUCGACAAAUAGCUAGCAAUGAAAUUUCAUAUCGUUUUAGCUUCUUCUCUACUAUUGAUUCGACUAAACGACCUGUGCAAGUGCUGCAUAAUAAACCACUGACGAGCUACGUACAAGUGGAACAGGACAUCGCCGUCAUGCAGCGUGAGAUUCGUGAUGCGUAUAACUCGGGGAAUUAUCAAGCCGCUUUGAAUGCUGGAUUAAAGUGUCGAGACUUGGUUCAAGCACACUUUGGAGAAAACCACCCUGUUUACGCAAGCACAGUGACCAAUAUUGCCCUUAUGUACAAGAAUCUAGGUCAGAUGGAGGAGGCUAUAGAGGCCUAUGAAUUUGCGCUCCAGACGUACAAGGCCAGCGUAGGCGAACAGCACGCGUCCUUUGCAACAGCUCUCUACAAUUUGGGGCUGGUGUAUCGUGCGCUGGCGAUAUCCACUGCUGGUAUGGAGCGCGUGGAUGCGCUGCACCGUGCGCUUGAGUGCUUUGAGGAGUCGCUCAAGAUUCGUCAACGUAUCCUCGAGCCCGGACAUCCCGACAUUGGUCUCAGCAUGAGCAAUGUGGGCGUCAUACACUGGCAAAACAAGCAGCCAGAGAAAGCGUUUGCAGCGCUAAAGGAGGCUGUUGAGAUAUUAGACAAGAAAGUGGGACCCAAGAGUUUACUUACGGCACUGGUAAAGAACAACCUUGCGUACGCGAAGAAGGAGGCGCACGAGUACGACGAGGCCAUUAAUUUGUAUGAAGACGUGCUGAAUGUGCGAAAGCAGGUGCUUGGUCCGGCGCACAAUGAGACUAUCAUGGCGCGUCAUAAUCUUGCGGAGGCCUAUCGCUCAAGUGGAAACGAGGACAAUGCAGUGAAAAUUCAGAACGAGAUUUUGGAAUUAUUUGAUGCUGGGUUGAGGCCGGAGGAAACGAAGUAG